AUGCAAUAUCGGUGUCGCGAGCACGACCGUCAUCGUGGCUAUGAUCAUGGGCAACAGCAAGUGCAGCCGCAGCGUCGCCAGCAAGUUGGAGGCCAGCGCAGGCCUCGCAUUCGUGUCGGGCUUGGUCGCCGCGUUGCGCCAUCGCAGCGACUGCACCCGCGCGUUUAUGCAAUGGGGCGAACGUUCAGCGUGUACCAGACCAAGGAGCACCCGGACCCGCCCCGCGUCUACGAUGUGCCCGACGACUGCAUCUGA
Molecule: messenger RNA, 255 nt
Organism: Salpingoeca rosetta
Lineage: Eukaryota; Choanoflagellata; Craspedida; Salpingoecidae
Exons: 2
Coding region: 1-255 (84 amino acids)
Source: RefSeq, a predicted model, not a curated record